AUGGAAUAUUCAUGCGUUGGAUUUAACGAUUUACCUGAUGAAAUUCUGAUGAUUAUUUUCAAAAAAAUAAACAAUCUUGAAGUACUUUAUUCUUUACAAGGUGUUAAUCAACGAUUAAAUAAAAUUGUUCAAGAUUCGACUUUUACAAGUCGUUUGACUUUUGUCAAAAGAUGCUCAGAUAAUUUUAUCGAUCUAUUUCAUUGUAAUAUGAUGCUUAAUCGAUUUUGUUUACAAAUUUUACCUGAAAUUCAUGAUAAAAUCAAAUGGCUUGAUCUUGAAUCAUCAUCUAUGAAGAAUGUUUUAUGUGCUGCUGAUUAUCCUAAUUUGUAUGGUCUUGGCCUUUAUAAUAUUAAUGAAGAGUCAGUUCGAUGUCUUUUUACUGAUGAAACUCUUUCAUCUGGUAUAUUUAAAAAUCAGAUUAGAACACUUUUUCUUACAAUUGAUAAUAAUAAUGAUUAUUAUGAAGAAAUGGUAUUGUCAGCAACAAGCAUAGUUAAUUACAUUUUGAAUGUUUGCACUAAUCUAAUCUGUUUAAUAUUAUAUGAAUCAUUGUAUAAAAAUCGUGUUCGAUUAUUGUUGGAUGAUGAAUUUCUUCCUACUUUUCGUUCUUCAACUCUUUUAAAAUUGAAUAUCAGAGUACAAUGUUUUGAUGAUUGUCUUCAUCUUCUCGAUGGUCGAUUUAAUCAACUUCAUACGCUCUGUGUUGAUUUAGUUCAUAUUCAUCAUCCACAAGAAAUUAUAAAUCAAGGUGAUUUACCAAACCUAAAGUGUUUUUCUCUAUCCUGUUAUUUAGCAACAAGUUAUUACAAUGCAUUGAUCCUACCACUUCUAUAUCGAAUGUCAAAUCUAGAACAACUCGGUUUGUAUAUUGAAGUUACUAUUAAUACAGCAUUUAUUGAUGGAAAUCAUUUAAAGAGAGAUAUUAUUAAUCGUAUGUCACGAUUAAAGCAAUUUACAUUUUAUAUUCAUUCAUUUAUGAUUAAUUGUAAUCAAUUGGAUUUUCCAUCAACAGAAGAUAUUCAACGCACAUUCAUUGACUUUCCAAAUAAUAAUAUAAUUUCUUAUGUUGAUUAUUUUCCAGAAGCAAAAGAAAGUCAAUGUCAUAUUUACUCUUAUCCAUCUUUUAUGCCAUAUUACUACAAUAUUACAAAUAAUUUUCCAGGUGGAUUAUACAAAUAUGUUCGUGCGAUAUCAUUAUUUGAUGAAUAUCCUUUUGAACAUGAAUUUUUUCUUCAAAUUCAAAAAUCAUUUCCAUUUAUAGAAGAAUUAUCUGUGAUUAAUUAUAAAUCACAAAAUGAAAAACAAUCUUAUGAAUCAAACAAUGACUGUCAAAAUUUAUCUCUUAUUGAAUAUUCCUUUCUUAAUGAACUUGCUAUUGUCAAGGGUCAUGAUGAUUAUAUAGAACAAUUUCUAUUUAAUACUAAAACAUAUUUACAAAAUAAUGUUCUUCUUCAUAUCAAUUAUGAAUCUUUGCAACGAGUAACACACAAUUUCACAAGAGAAAAUACACGAAUUAACUGUGCCAAAAUAAAUAAACUACAAUUAUAUGGUGAAGCAACAUGUCCAAAUUCUUCUUUACAAGAAUAUUUUCCUUAUGCAAAAAUAUCUUAUCUAAGAAGAUUUUGA
This is a messenger RNA of Rotaria sp. Silwood1, 1626 nucleotides long. NCBI's taxonomy places the organism in Eukaryota, Metazoa, Rotifera, Eurotatoria, Philodinida, Philodinidae. The record is from the annotation of a GenBank genome assembly.